Molecule: messenger RNA, 995 nt
Organism: Saccostrea cuccullata (small rock oyster)
Lineage: Eukaryota; Metazoa; Mollusca; Bivalvia; Ostreida; Ostreidae
Product: midasin-like
Exons: 7
Coding region: 142-873 (243 amino acids)
Biological process (GO): ribosomal large subunit export from nucleus; ribosomal large subunit assembly
Cellular component (GO): preribosome, large subunit precursor; nucleus
Source: RefSeq, a predicted model, not a curated record
GCAGCAUCAGAGGCAUGGCACCGAUACGAGGCCCUGACAUCAACUCUGUCUCAGGAACUGUGUGAACAACUCAGGCUAGUGUUAGAGCCCUCACAGGCCACAAAACUCAGGGGAGACUACAGGACAGGGAAGAGAUUAAACAUGAGGAAAGUCAUUCCAUACAUCGCCAGUCAGUUCAGAAAAGACAAAAUCUGGCUCCGUCGUACCAAACCCAGCAAACGACAGUACCAGAUUAUGCUGGCUAUAGACGACUCCUCCAGUAUGGUUGACAACCACUCCAAACAGUUGGCUUUAGAGUCCCUGGCGUUGAUUUCUAAUGCUCUGACUUUGUUAGAGUCAGGGGAUUUGAGUAUCUGCAGUUUUGGAGAGUCUGUACAAGUCCUUCACCCGUUCACCGAGCAGUUCACAAGUCACUCCGGGUCCAGACUCUUACAGCAGUUUACAUUUGAACAGAAGAAAACCAAAGUGGCUCAGCUUUUGAAGAAAGCCACAUCAGUGAUGCUGGAUGCUCACUCCCGACAGAGAGGGAUUCUGGGUAAUCCUGAGACAUCACAGUUACUGCUGAUCGUGUCUGAUGGGCGGGGCUUGUUUAACGAGGGAAUGGAGACAGUGAGAUCAGCUGUCAGACAGGCGCGGGAGGCGGGAGUGUUCCUGGUGUUUGUCAUCAUUGAUAAUCCCCAGAACAAGGAUUCUAUAUUAGACAUUAAAGUCCCAGUUUUCAGAAGCGGAAGCCAGCUUCCAGAAAUCAAGCCCUACAUGGAUUACUUCCCUUUUCCUUUCUACAUCAUACUGCGAGAUAUUAACUCCCUUCCUCAUGUGUUGUGUGACGCCUUAAGACAAUGGUUUGAACUUGUGACAGCAGUGGAUGUUUAAUGAAUUCUGUGAAGAUUCUGUGUAAUGCCUUUUAAAGACCUUUUUUUAGAGAUGCAACAGAGGUGAUUCACAAAAUGUAUUAUGUGUAGAUGAUAUUUGAUGUCGUAUGAAAAUGGUUGAUC